Messenger RNA from Mya arenaria, 1583 nucleotides. RefSeq names its product cytochrome P450 3A41-like. The record is from RefSeq and is a predicted model, not a curated record. Gene Ontology annotation, molecular function: oxidoreductase activity, acting on paired donors, with incorporation or reduction of molecular oxygen; heme binding; steroid hydroxylase activity. The transcript has a single exon. Bases 46 to 1506 code for a protein of 486 amino acids. NCBI's taxonomy places the organism in Eukaryota, Metazoa, Mollusca, Bivalvia, Myida, Myidae.
GUGAUUUUACUCUGCUACCAUCACCUCCGGAAACGGUGGUACUUCAUGUCGGCAAACGUUCCUUGUACAAGAAGCUGGCCAUUGCUAGGUGAUCUGCAAUACGCCAUGAGAUACGGAGUUCUUGAAAACGACAUCCGUUCAAUACGUCAACACGGUCCCGUCCACGGCAGCUUCAUCGGUACGUUACCAAACCUUGUUAUCGCAGACCCAAAGUUCAUCCGAGAGGUAUUGGUUCGGCAGUUUGACAAGUUUCCACAGCGUAUGCAGGUGCUGUAUAUAUCCGAUUGGUGGAACAACAGCGUAGUCAUGUCAAGCGGACAUCACUGGCGUUAUAUGAGGGCAGUCAUCUCACCAGCCUUCAACUCGACAAAACUAAGGGAGAUGCAUAUCCGUAUGACCUCGUGCCUUCUGGAAAUGGACAGCUUUUUAAGCGAGAAAUGUGAACUCUCACAAAUGUACGAAGUAAACAUGAGAACUUUCUUCAGCGCGCUUACGCUCGAUAUUCUAUGCAAUACUUCAUUCGGUCAAAACACAAAUACGCUACGUCAUUCAGAUUGCGAUUUUACAAGACAUGCAAAGAUUGUAAGCACAUUGAACAUCGAAUCAAAUGUUCUUAACGGUCUACCAAUGAUAAUACCCGUUAUGAAGAGGUUGUUUCGAUUGCUUGAUCUUGAUUACGUUGACAAGCACUCUUUGAAGUACAUUAAAAACGUAGUUGGACAAAUGAUAGAUCAGCGGCGAUCCACAGAUGGUACAAACACAGUCAAGGACACAUUACAGAACCUCAUGGAUGCAAACAACAAUAACUUAGAACAUGAUGAACAUUUUGAAAAUGAUAAUUUGAAGGAAUAUUGCUUAAGAAAGAGAAUAGGACUAAAUAACGAUGAGCUGAUCGCUAAUGCCAUUGUGGUGUUAAUGGCAGGGUAUGACACUACAGCGACAACACUGACAUGGAUGGCUUAUCUUCUUGCUACUAACGAAGACGUUCAGGAAAAACUAAUACAAUCAAUCGAUGAGCGCGUCGUGAAUGGGGACAUUGACUAUGAUACCGUUAUGAAAAUGGAAUAUAUUGACUGGUUUUUGAGUGAAACUUUGAGAUUAUACCCUGCAGCGAACAGAACUGGCAGGGAUGCAAAUGAAGAGACAAAUGUAUGUGGUGUUCGCAUCCACAAGGGCAUGUCAAUAACUGUGCCAAUAUACGCCAUACACAGGAUGCCUGAAUAUUGGGACAUGCCAGACGAAUGUGUUCCAGAAAGAUUCGCUCCUGAAAAUAUCCACCGCAUCAAACCUUACACAUAUUUGCCCUUCGGCGUUGGGCCAAGGGCUUGUCUGGGCAUCAAAAUGGCUCAGAUGCUGUGUAAAGUGAUUAUUGUGCAUAUUUUGAGAUCUUACACACUCCAUGUGUGUUCAAAGACUGAGAUAAAUCCUAAAUUAGAGACAAGCCUUUUGACAAAACCAGUGAAUGGAGUGAUUUUAACAAUCAGACCUAGAAAAAGAACUGAAUAGAAACAGAGAAGUUGUUUUAGUGAAUUCAUUUGAGUCAUUUAAAUACAUAUUAUUCUAUAUUUCGUAAGACGUUUAUA